Messenger RNA from Medicago truncatula (barrel medic), 1388 nucleotides. RefSeq lists its product as uncharacterized. Lineage: Eukaryota; Viridiplantae; Streptophyta; Magnoliopsida; Fabales; Fabaceae. Gene Ontology annotation, cellular component: cytoplasm. Gene Ontology annotation, molecular function: mRNA binding. The coding region runs from base 185 to 1162 and encodes 325 amino acids. The record is from RefSeq and is a predicted model, not a curated record. The transcript is spliced from 7 exons.
AAAAAGGAGACAUUGGGUUGGGUGAGUAUAUUUUUCAUUUUCAUAUAUACAAAUACAAAUAAAUUUUUCAUUUGUUUUCCUUGUUCCAAAACCAAAAUCCUUUUUCCUCUGGUUAUUAUUUCGUUCCCAGAAGAAUAAGACAGUGAAAUUAAGAAGAAGAAGAAGAAGAAGAAGAAGAAGAAGAAUGGGGGAAGGAAGAGAAGGUGAUUGGGAGUGCAGUGGUUGCAACAACAGAAACUACGCUUUCAGAUCAUUCUGCAAUCGAUGCAAACAACCACGUCUUCUUGUUGAUACCAAAACCCCUGCUGAUUCCAAAUGGCUUCCUCGUAUUGGUGAUUGGAUCUGCACCGGUUGCACUAACAACAAUUAUGCAUCAAGAGAGAAGUGCAAGAAAUGCGGACAACCAAAGGAGGUAGCGGCCAUGCCAGCAAUUGCUAUGACAGGAGCAUCUUUCUCUGCUUAUCCACAUUAUUUUUCCAGGGUUCCGGGAGGACCAGAGCAAAGGAUGAAUAUUGGAUUGAUUGGAAACGGUGGGCCACCACAGUCGCUGAAUUUGAAUUAUAACUGGCCUGUUACUGGAGCACAAAAGUUUGGUCUCCAGUCAGUUUCCCUUUGGCCACCAGGUGUAAAUUAUAGUUCUGGACAUCCAUAUGAAAAUUCCUCUAGUCAGAACCCAAAUGGGUGGCGCAAUGGGGACUGGGUCUGUAACUGUGGCUUCCACAAUUACUCCUCACGCGCACAAUGUAAAAAAUGCAAUGCUUCUCCACCAGGUAUUGCUUCCUUCCUUGGUGUGGAUUCACUUGGCACAAAACGGUUAGCUUCUGAAGAAUUGGGUUAUGACUGGGAUAACAAGAGAUUGAACGUAGGAUCUACGAAUGAUCAGCAGCAAGCAGUAGGGACCAGUGCAGAACCAAGACCUGCACUCUUUCCUGCUUAUACCGGCAUUAACUCUAGUUCAGCACCAAGUUUGCCAAUGCCCCCACUCUUUCCAAUUCCACCUCAAGUUUCUUCUACUGCACUCCUUGGAAAAGGAGCUAAGCAAUGGCGAAGUGGUGAUUGGAUGUGCACAAAUUGCAACAAUCAUAAUUAUGCGUCCAGACUAGAGUGUAACAGGUGUAAAACGCUUAGAGUGGCACCCAUGCAACCCGUCAAUGUUGUGUAAUGUUGAAUUCAUUGGUUGUAUUUUUGUUGCUUGCCCUAGUUUUGAUGAGUUUUGUUUUUAAUUUAUAGCAUGUACUUUGCCAGCAAAACGAUGAUAUUCAUGACAGGCUCAUUGUAUUCACAUAAGACAUAAAUGACAGUGUAUCUUUCAGUUUCCGAAAGCUGUAUGCUUAUUAUAAAUACUCUGAAAUUUAGAUGAUUUUGGGGAGUUGUGAUUAUUCUGUUCA